AGAAGGGUUGUCGACAGGGAUCUUUUGGUGCAAAGGAUCAGCUGUUGAUCGACAAGCUGCUUACCGAAGACUGUAAGACCAGGCACAAGAGCUUGAGCAUGGCUUGGGUGGACUACCAGAAAGCCUAUGACAGCGUGCCACACAGUUGGUUGCUCCAAUGCCUUCAGAUGCAUAACAUCAGUCCAGUCUUGUGCAGGUUCCUGUCAUGUGUGAUGAAGAGUUGGAGGACAUCGAUGGUGCUUUCUUGCGGGAACAGUAUGAUCAAGACAAGGCUUAUGCAGAUCAGGAGGGGUAUUUUCCAAGGUGACUCACUUUCUCCACUUCUCUUCUGUAUGGCUCUCAAUCCUCUGAGUAAGGAGUUGAACAGAACCGGUUACGGCUACCGGAUGACCACUGGGCAUGGUGAGACUGCCAAACGUCAGCUCAUCAGUCUUCUACUUUACAUGGAUGAUCUGAAGCUGUGUGGCUGAUCAGUUGGAUGGGUUGUUGCACACAGUUCGUACCUUCUCUGAUGACAUCCAGAUGAAGUUUGGUCUAGACAAAUGUGCUGUUGCACACUUUGUCAAUGGCAGACUAUCUGGACACAACUCUGGAGUGACGGUAAGAAAAACGGACACCAUCAACUGUCUGGAACCAGGUCAAGUCUACAAGUACUUGGGUGUAGAUGAGAGUAACGGUAUUCAGCACAGCAUGAUGCGGGAGAGACUCCGUCGUGAGUACUUCCGCAGAGUGAAGGUGGUUCUCCGGACUGAGUUGUAUGGUCGGAACAAGAUUCUAGCCAUGAAUGGGUUUGCACUACCGGUUCUCACUUAUGGUUUUGGCGUCAUUCAUUGGGGGUGCACGGACCUGCAGCAGCUUGAUCGACGGACCAGAAUGCUCCUCUCUAUGCACGGUGUUCACCAUCCUUCUGCAGACGUUGACCGACUGUACGCUCCUUGCAGUGAUGGGGGUAGGGGGUUACAACAGUUUGAGUCGACGUUUCAAUCUUGUAUUGUGAGGCUGAACUUUUACAUUGCUGACAGUUCUGAUCCUUUCAUACAGAUGAUAUUGGAGUGUGACUCCCGAAAAUCUUCACACUCGAUCAAGCGCAUGGCUUGUCGCUUUACUGUACAGCUACGGAUGAGUCUUGCUUCGGACGACAAGUCGCAGAGCUUACACAGGAAUGCAUCCAUCUCGGUUGAAGAUGUUGCAGUUCUCUUCGUGUGCGGUCCUGGAGCGGGAAGCUUAUGCACGGGCAGUGUCGCCAUCUCACUGAGCAACCACCUGUGGACAUGAAAGAGACCUAUGGAUGGCUAAAGGCAGCGAAUCUUCCUGCUGCAACUAAGGGACUGGUUGUUGCUGCUCAAGACCAAGCUCUUCGGACUCGGUACUAUGAGCGCAAGAUUCUACAUCGUGAUGUCAGUCCUACUUGCCGCUUGUGCAGUAUAGGCCUGAAAACAUUUAAUCACAUUGUGGCAGGCUGUAGUAGUGCCUUGGCACCGAUGGACUACACAAUCAGGUGGCCUCCAUUAUCCACUGGAGGUGUCGGUUCCAGUGGAGAGCAGAUGGUACCGACAUCAUCCUGAUAGGCUUGUGAAGACGGAUGACAUUACUAUGAUGUGGGAUACCACCAUCCCCACUGCCAAGAAGAUCAAAGCCAAUCGUCCAGACAUCUGUCUCAGAAAUAAGAAGGCAAACACUUGUCUUCUUAUUGAUAUCAGCUGUACUGCUGAUGGCAGCAUUAGCAAGAAACAUGCCGAGAAUUUGGUGAAGUACAGCGACUUGUGAGUGGAGAUAAGCUGCAUGUGGCAUUGUCGAACACUGGUGGUUCCAGUGGUCUUGGGAGCUUUGGGCACAGUGCACGCUGGUAUUGCACGGUGGCUGGACAUUAUUCCAGGUCAUCACAACCUGCAGCACUUACAGAAAACAGUGCUUCUGGGAUCUACUCGGAUCCUUCGUAAAGUCAUGUCUUCUUUCUAGACAGCCUUG
Molecule: messenger RNA, 1968 nt
Organism: Corticium candelabrum
Lineage: Eukaryota; Metazoa; Porifera; Homoscleromorpha; Homosclerophorida; Plakinidae
Exons: 1
Coding region: 523-1275 (250 amino acids)
Source: RefSeq, a predicted model, not a curated record